Messenger RNA from Nicotiana tabacum (common tobacco), 1713 nucleotides. RefSeq names its product putative serine/threonine-protein kinase At1g54610. Gene Ontology annotation, molecular function: RNA polymerase II CTD heptapeptide repeat kinase activity; ATP binding. Gene Ontology annotation, cellular component: cyclin-dependent protein kinase holoenzyme complex; nucleus. Lineage: Eukaryota; Viridiplantae; Streptophyta; Magnoliopsida; Solanales; Solanaceae. Gene Ontology annotation, biological process: protein phosphorylation; positive regulation of transcription elongation by RNA polymerase II. The record is from RefSeq and is a predicted model, not a curated record.
AUGGGGUGUGCUCAAGCAAAACCUUCAAUGCAUUCGCCCCCUCGGGGAUUAGAGCAGUUGAAGUUGGAGAGUGGAUAUGUUGCUAGAGAUGAUCAACAUGUUAGACCAAGAAGGUCCACUGGACAGAGGCCUCAUGAGCAAAGAGAGAAGAAUAAUGCUAGGAGAUUGAGUUAUGAUCAUGCUUAUAGAGAUAUUAUCCAUGAAAGGAAUUUGGCGACGACUAGGAAAAGUACAAAGACAGCAAUUCAUGAAGAAGAGUUAAUAGAUGGAUGGCCAAAAUGGUUGGUUGAUAAUAUUCCAAGAGAAGCUUUGGCUGGUUUAGUCCCAAAAAGUGCUGAUUCUUAUGACAAAAUUGACAAGGUAGGUUCAGGGACAUAUAGCAAUGUGUAUAGAGCGCGAGAUAGGGAUACAGGGAAGAUUGUUGCCUUAAAGAAAGUUCGUUUUGAUACAUCAGAACCGGAGAGUAUAAAGUUCAUGGCUCGAGAGAUUAUGAUCUUGCAGAAAUUAGACCAUCCUAAUAUCAUAAAGCUUGAAGGACUGGCUACCUCCAGAAUGCAAUAUAGUCUUUAUAUAGUUUUCGAAUACAUGCAGUCUGAUCUUACUAGCAUAAUAUCUCGGCCUGAUAUGAGACUUAGUGAAGCACAGAUAAAAUGUUACAUGCAGCAGCUGCUUGAAGGGCUGCAGCAUUGCCACGAGAGGGGUAUUUUGCACCGAGACAUUAAAGGAUCUAAUUUGUUGAUUGACAAAAAUGGGAUGCUAAAAAUUGCAGAUUUUGGACUUGCAAACUACUUCAAUCCUGAAAAAAAGCGUUCUCUUACUAGUCGAGUUGUCACACUUUGGUACAGAGCUCCGGAACUACUACUAGGUGCUACAGAUUAUGGAAUAGGUAUCGAUCUUUGGAGUGCUGGCUGCCUCAUGGCUGAAAUGUUUGCAGGCAGACCUAUUCUACCUGGUCGCACCGAGGUGGAGCAGCUGCACAAGAUAUUCAAGCUUUGUGGUACACCUACUGAGGAUUACUGGAGGAAAACAAAACUUUCAACUACCUUCAGACCACCAUAUACCUAUAGGUCAAAUAAGAAGGAAGCUUUCAGGCACUUUCCUGUAUCUUCGUGGAGGCUUCUAAACGUUCUUCUUGCGUUAGAUCCUGCAAAUCGUGGUUCUGCAAGUUCAGCUGUCCAAGAUGAGUUCUUUCGUACGAGCCCCUUGGCAUGUGAACUCUCGGAGCUGCCUGUAGUGCAUAAGGAGGAUCCUGAGACAGUGUUAGUGCUUGAGAGGAGAAGGCACAAGAUUCAACAACGCUCUCAAUCACAAAAGGAACGCAAAAAGAAAAUAAUAGAAGCGGAAGAAACAAAACCAGAUAAUGCUGGCUCUUACAAGGAGCCAAAAAAGAGUAGAGUUACAACGGUCUUUACCUUACUAGAGCCAGGAAGCACUACUACUACUACAACAAGCACAUCCUCAAGCACUUCAAAGCCAACUGAGAAAGAAAUCGAGACUCCACAGAGUUCUCCAAGAAGUACUGAAUCUGAUCCCAAUGCCACUAGGAACAUCAACAAUAGACCUCCUUUGCCAAAUGCUAGAAGAAGCAGAGCUAACAACAGCAAGAAGGAUGCGAUGAACAGAUUGAGUCGCGUCCAAAGGUCUCAAUCCACCAAAGAUUUCCGAGAUCUUGAUCAUAAAAAAUUCCAUAAGCUUCGUGACGUUGUUGAAUAA